GACUUUCCGGUUUACUACAAGAUAGGAAUUGAAGCAAUACGCUUUUGCCCUAUCAAGUUUUUGGCGCCAUUGCCAGGGACUGCCAUACCUUAUUUUUGUUGAUUUUUGUGAGUGAAAUAUUUUGAUAUGGGUGUUAGUGUGCAGGUGAAUUUUUUAGGUGUAUCCUCCUCGUGCAUGCCAAGGAGGGCGACCGACAAUUUACUGCCACUUGAUCCAGAGAUAGAGAGGACCUGCCGACAGAACAGGAAGCAGGUCAAGUUAGGGAAGCAGCCUACCACAACCACAAAUCCUAGCUCUUCCCUUACCAAGAAUCGUCAAACAGAGAGGGCAGGCUUCAUCACCCGUCGUCCUUACACCACCGACACCACCACCUCAUGACAUUGAGCCAGACAUCAUGGCAGACGAGGAUCGAUCAAUCAGGGCUCGUUUGAAUCGACGGACUGGAGCUCGAGCUUCAUGUGUUGUCAUUCCGGCUGGGGAUGCAACCAUGGAGAUUACCCUAGCAUUUAUCAACAUGAUCACCAAUGGAUAUACUUUCUCCGGGGCUAGCAAUGAGGAUCCUCACGAGCAUCUCCGCCGGUUCGCGAGCAUAUGUGAUACGAUGAAGAGCCCAACUAUGUCUGAUGAUGCAAUUCGUCUUCGGAUGUUCUCAUUCUCUCUGAUAGGGAAUGCAUCACACUGGUUUCAGAACUUAACACCACGUUCCAUCACGACAUGGGCUCAGCUUGAGAAGGUCUUUCUGGAUAAAUACUUCCCACCUGCCUUGGCAAUGAAGAGGCAAGAAGAGAUUGUUACUUUUAAGCAGGCUGAUGAUGGAGUCUGACUGAGGCAUGGGAGCGCUAUAAGGGGCUAUUAAUGAGAUGCCCAAGCCAUGGUCUUGAAGAUUGGAACGUGAUCAUUAUUUUCUUCAAUGGAAUCAGAAGGGAGUUUCGGGAUGCCCUAAAUAAUGCUUCUCGAAAUGGUUUCACAAGGAUGGAGGCUCCAGCAGCAUAUGAACUCAUAGAGAAGAUCUGUUCAGAAGCCAUUGAAUGGGAUAGUGAGACCAGUAUUCAAAGAAGAGGAGGCUUGCAUGAGAUAAACAGAGUUGCGAGUCUAGAAACCAAGAUAGAUGCUAAACUGGAUUCUAAGUUUGAUGCACUCGAACGAAGGCUGGCCAAGAUUUCUCUGGGUAGACAAGAGGAGGUUGUUUCAUGUGAACUUUGAGAGGGUCCUCAUCAUAGGGAUAUGUGUCCACUAGGAGCUGCUCAGUUGGAAGAUGUCCAAUAUAUCAAUAAUUCGCGAAGUCAAGG
Linum trigynum is the source of this 1289-nucleotide messenger RNA. NCBI's taxonomy places the organism in Eukaryota, Viridiplantae, Streptophyta, Magnoliopsida, Malpighiales, Linaceae. The record is from the annotation of a GenBank genome assembly.